Purpureocillium lilacinum is the source of this 1917-nucleotide messenger RNA. RefSeq lists its product as uncharacterized. The record is from RefSeq and is a predicted model, not a curated record. Lineage: Eukaryota; Fungi; Ascomycota; Sordariomycetes; Hypocreales; Ophiocordycipitaceae.
AUGGCUUCAUCCCGCCUCAGCCGUCACAAUCCAAAUGAUAACCUUGCCAAAGCUUGCAACUCCAUGAGAGGCUGGCUUUUCAAUGAUCACAAUCCUGCGCCGACAGUUCCCCCAGGCGUUGCCACAGCAGGUGGUCGAGGCCCUACGCGUCAUGAAAGCCAUCCGGGCGGGCCGAGCAAUGUCGGCACUACUCUCCUGUCGACCCCUCCUUUGCAAGAGGAGCACAAGAGCAACAGCUCUGGCAAACAUUCGUCUGUGCCAACCCACCACAGCAACACCAGCGCCAAGGUCAUGACGACCAAAUUGGAGACACCUGUCGCUUUUGCAGGCCAUGACACUGGUUUCGUCAUCCAUUCCGACGACCCGAACAACAAGUGGGGGAAGCCUCUGGAUUACGAGCUCGCCAGACAACAGCUCGAGGAGGAGGAGAAACAGAAGGCGGCAGACCUGCGAGACUUCUAUGCACAGAAACGAGCGGCACUCAAAGUUCAGGACAUUACUCUGCCUCAGAAGACCGUGGCAAUCUCUCCGAAGAAAGAGAAUGCACAAGAACCGGUUCCUAUCACACUGGAAUUCAUCCAGAAGACCAUCCCACAGGAUGAAUUUCUUCAGAAGGAGAAACGGAGCGCGGACAGCUGGAGCGUCAGCGACUUGGACCCUUCCACCAACAUCAACAGUCAGUCUGUCAAACUCGUCGAAAAGUUGCCGGAAAUCCGAAGGCCCGUGUCGCGCAAAGACCAUCGGGCCACGUUCAACACCACUCUCUUGUCGGGUAAGGGCAAAGAAGGGAGCAUCUCUCACACAUGGCUUGAUAGCCUCGAGCUGCCUGAGCCAGUCACCCUGCCCAAAGACUCCAACGGCCUCGAAUAUCGCCGUUUCGAUAUUGACACAAUCACUGGGAACAUGAUUGCUCCUCCGGAGUAUCCCGAGACCCUGCAAUGCUACAUUGAAGGCGCUUGCCGGGACGCUCGUGACAUCGGCUGGCGACGAUGCAACAUGACGUCCGAAUUGCAGAUCACUCGUGAGCUCGCGAGUCGCCAGAAGCUUGGAAUGCAGGUCCGAGACUCAAUCGCCCAGGUCCAGGCCGACACGAGAGUUGCUUCCGACGCGGCGGCGGAAGAUCAUCAGUGGCCCAACGCACAUUGUGUCGUGCGACCGGCCUGUCCCGCAGAUUUCCAGCAGAUCGCCGACAUUAUCAAUCUCGAGACUCAAUCAGGCUCACUUCAUGUUCUCGACUCCAAGCAGGUGUCUGCUGCGGACAUCAACAAGGUGUUUACAUACUGCCAGCAUCACAAGCGGCCCUUUAUCGUCGCGGUCCCCGCCGAAGAUGAGUUGUUGGACCCGGCGAAAUGGCCAAAGAGCUCGGGAAAAGCGUAUCAGGAAUACCUCGAGUUCAAAAAGUCUCAGCCAGUGAGAACCCCGCCGGUGGUAGGCUUCGGAUUCAUCAGCGAAGCCUUUCGGGUUGGACUCCUUAACGCCCCAUGUCCUGGAAUGCGCUUCUCCGGACAGGCACGGAUUGUGGUGCACCCUAAGCAUCGACGUCAGCUAUAUGGGUCAGCGCUUCUUGACAAGCUCCUCAGCUGCAUCUGCUUUCGCCGCAGCUUCGUUGACUACGAAUGGAAGUGUGCAGAAAGUGGGCACAUUUACGACACCUCGCACACUUCCAACGUGCGCCAGUACACUCGACUGUACAUUGAAGUUCUCUGCGAGGGUAGAGAGGAUGCAGGUCUCAAGUGGCGUGACGCGAUGCUGAGUAAAUACGGCUUCACCGAAGCAGCUCAUCUUCGCCGUUUUGUUCGGACUGAUCGAGGUCCAGAGAGCAAGUGGAUCGACGUCGUAUUGUACGAAUUUGAGGCUCAGAAGAGCCUCGAGGUUUGCGAUCGACGUCCUGGAGAAUACUUGCUGCCGCAGCCCUAG